UGGAUGGGAAUUGAUGUGGGUGCCUGGCACUACGACUAUGCUCCAACUUUUGGUCUCUAUACAGAAUCAGAUUUUGAAGGCCGGUCCGUUGUUCAAUGAACCUGCAUAUGCCACUUUGAAAGGCUCCUCUUACGGAGAAUAUGCUUCGUUCCUAUACAAUGAGACUGCUUGGAUAAAAUCACUAAAAACAAUGAUGUAUAUCAUGAACAGACCACUCAAGAACUUUGAGGAAUUUGUGGCUCUUCAUUUUCGCGUUUGUGCUCGUAAGAUUCUUCUUUUGCCACGCAAAAAGAAGCUCUAUACAAGCACGUUCAGGAAAGAUUUCUAUGCUUGCAUUGAUCUACUUAAUGCUGCAUUUAAGAAAACCACUUGAAAGACAAAAGAAUAUUACUCCUAAAUACUUGUGGGGUAAUCUUGUUAUGGUUGACUGCUAAA
Molecule: messenger RNA, 435 nt
Organism: Erigeron canadensis
Lineage: Eukaryota; Viridiplantae; Streptophyta; Magnoliopsida; Asterales; Asteraceae
Product: probable ubiquitin-conjugating enzyme E2 25
Exons: 2
Coding region: 14-373 (119 amino acids)
Molecular function (GO): ubiquitin conjugating enzyme activity
Source: RefSeq, a predicted model, not a curated record